Messenger RNA from Spodoptera litura, 1543 nucleotides. Its product is annotated as lipopolysaccharide-induced tumor necrosis factor-alpha factor homolog. Lineage: Eukaryota; Metazoa; Arthropoda; Insecta; Lepidoptera; Noctuidae. The record is from RefSeq and is a predicted model, not a curated record. Gene Ontology annotation, molecular function: zinc ion binding.
GAAUUAGUCAGCGCAGGCCACUCGCUACGAGCUGUAGUUUUUAGUGUUUUAAUAAUAGUAAACGACACUAGCGUAAACUCAUUUAAGAAUGCUACAUCGUACUUGUCUAUAAAGUUGAAAUUUCAAUACAAUACAAUUUGUAAAUAAGUUAUAAAAUAUCAAGUGUUAAUAAUUUUAUUUGAUUAAAUAAAUAAUAAAGGGAAAAAAAGUAUUUGAUGAUUAAUGUUGUACCUGACGUCAAAAACAUCUGAACAACUUCAGAUAGAUCUAGUUAUUUAGUAUCGUUAUCUGUUUUCGGCGCUAUUUUUAACUUGAAUCAACUCAUCGUAUGAAGGAAUUCAGUUGAGUAACGUACUUCGUUCGGACAACAGUGAAAUAGUGUUGUAUUUUAUAUUGUAUUGUAUAAGAAAAUAAAAUCAAAACAAGUGCAAUAAAAAUGAAUACUGGAGAGUAUAAUGACCCCAAGGGGCAGGGCAUGCCACCACCGUACACAGACACACCUCAGUCUCCCCCCACAGCUCCUCUAUACCCCCCUCUGCAGCCUGGAGGAAUAGAACUCCAACAACAGCAACACCAACAUGGACAGGCCACUGUAAUCCCAGUUUUGGUGGGGACACGCCCAAUGGGUCCCAAACCGAGUACAUUGACCUGUCCAUCGUGUAAUGCUGAGAUAACAACAAGAGUGCAGUAUAUGAGUUCUACUAAAACCCAUCUGUUUGCUCUUGGACUUUGUUUAUUGUUCUGGCCCUGCGCAUGCCUACCAUACUGCAUCGACAGCUGUCAAAAUGCUGACCACUACUGUCCAAACUGCAAUUCUUUCCUCGGCAGCUACAGCAACUAAAAUCAACCCGAAUAUACAUUAUGAUCUACCCUAUCAUUAUAUUAGUUAUGGCUUACUCACGUAAUUGUACGAGGUAUUACGAGUAGUUUCAAGCCACACUUGGAGCUCAUGGUUAUGAGCAGCAUUUGCGACGACUAUAUCACAAUGAUACAAGUUUUUAAAUAGUGCCACCACAGUGCUAUUAAUUAAAUAUACAUUAUAAAAUGUUAUCCUUAUGAAUGUGGUAUAAACAUUUGUUCAAUAUAUUACAAAUGGUCCUGCAAGGUGACCUUUUAAAUGCCAAUUCUUAGUUUUUUAUACAAAGUCUUGUCAGACGUAUACCUACACUAUGAAUUCAUGAAUAUCAAUUAAUACUAUGAAUACGUUUACUUUAUUAUAAAAUGUAGGAAAGAAGGAAAAUUCACAGAAACAUACAUACAAUCAUGGAAUAUUUUAUGUUGAGGGACUGUGUCAAUGUUAGUUAUUAUUUUUCUUUUAAUACAUUUUCAUUGCAUUUUCAUUCAUAUGUAUAUAUACUUUAAACUGAAUAUACUUUACGUAGCCAGAUGGUUAAGAAGUGCCUUUUGCAGAUAAUAUGAGAUUGACGCUAAAGUCUAAAAGAACGUGUGAUAUAUUCUAGUUUGUCUACGCCACCAUCGCUAGCCUUGGCCUGUCUGCUUGAGACCUAAAAAUAAAUGAGAAGGUCGCCUGCAGAUUUAAAAA